AUGCCAAAGAAAAGAGAAAGGUUUGAAGAAGGGAAGAGAUUAGAUGCAUACACAUACAAAAAGCUGUUCCAAAUUGCUGGACAAAAGAUGAAGAAGAUAUCUCAAGGAGGUGAUCAUAUUACCACAUCUGAUGCUUCAAUGAAAGUUGAUGGAACAAUUGUCAUGAAAUCUUGUUCGGAUUCUAAACAUGAAAAAAGGCAUAGGGUUGCAUUGGACUCUAAAGAAGUUUGUUUUGACAAUCAAGAAUCUGCAAAAGAACAUCCCCAAAUGGAUUGUGAUGAGAAUGAUACUAAGCUCAAAACGGGCCCUACACCUACACGCAGUGCUGAGCUGGCAGAGUUUCAAUUGAAGGUAUCAAGUGAAGUACAUGAUCAUGUUAACAAACUUUGUGAUUAUUGGAAAAAAGGUCAGAAUUCUGUCUUCUUUGAUGGACAGGAUCGGAUAAUUAAAGUGGUGUUUUUUGUAUUAUCAUUGCUGGAAAAAGUGAAACAACCUAUUUUAAUUUUAACUGCUUCAAGAUGUCUUUCAUUAUGGGAAUCUGAAUUUUCCAAAUGGUCAAAUUCAACCAAUGUUGUAAUUACAUACAAAGAGAACAAAGAUGUGAAGGAUGCCAUUAGAUCAUCACAAUUCUACACUGAAAAUGGAUCUAUAAAGUUUCAAGUCAUUUUAUCUUCUCCUGAUGCCAUUGUUGAGGAUUUUGAAAAGCUUGAUCACAUAAAAUGGGAAUUGAUAGUAAUAGACGAAUGUCAACGCCCCAUAAUCUCAAAGCAUUUCAAGGAAAUUAAAAUGCUUGUGUCAGAUAUGAAACUGUUAACAAUUACUAGUGAAAUAUUGGAUGUGAAGCAUAGCUACCAAAAUUUUCUUUUGUUGCUUGAUUCCAAAUAUGAAGAGACACACACGGAUGCUGACAUGGACACCAACACGUUGAAAGAAAAACUAUCGCCUUUUAUUGCAUUUGAAUUGAAGUUUAAUUCAUCUGAAAUUGAAGAAUAUUGGGUUCCAGUUCAUCUUUCUCAUAUGCAAAUGGAACAAUAUUGUUCCUUGUUGAAUUCCAACUUUGAGUCACUUUCACUUUCAUCAUCUUCAAGGAACAAUGCUACACUUCAUGACAUUCUUACCAAAACUCAGAAGUGCUGUGAUCACCCGUAUCUCGUGGACCCCACUCUGCGUAAAUCUUUGAAGAAAGAUGUUGACAAAUUGGGUGCUGAAAUUAAUGCAAGUGGGAAACUUCAACUUCUUGAUAAGCUUUUGUUAAAAAUCAAAAGAUGUGGUUUGAGAGUAAUUGUUCUUUUUCAGUCAGUGGUUAGUUCAGAAAAGAUAACAAUUGGAGAUAUUUUGGAAGAUCUUGUUGAUAGAAGAUUUGGGCAAGAUUCAUACGUACGUAUCCAACCAAAGAUUCUUUCAAUAUCAAAGAGAAAAGAGGCUGUAAACAUGUUCAACAACAUCGAGAGUGGAGCGUUUAUUUGCUUAUUAGAUUAUCACGAUUGUCAAUCAACGAUUAGACUUUCAUCAGUGGAUAUAGUCAUACUAUUCAACAGUGAGUGGAACCCUUCAGAUGACUUAAAAGCCCUUCACAAGCUUUCUCUCGAUUCUUCGCAUUUACGAAUCUUCCGCUUUUAUUCCUCUUUCACCAUUGAAGAAAAAUCUCUCAUUCUGUCAAAACAAGGCACGAUUCUCGACAGCAGAACAGAUCGCAUUAAUUACAAUACUUGCCAUCGCCUCCUUUCAUGGGGUGCAUCUUACUUGUUCGAUAACAUCUCCACUGAGUCAAAGUCAAAAUCAAAGUCAAAGUCAAAGUCAAAGUCAAAGUCAGACACUAGUUUAGAUGAUUUGGUUCACGAGUUGUCAUCCAUGUUUCUGAAUAAAACUGAGGAUACUGAUCGUUUAAAAAGCUUAAUCAUAUCAAAAGCACUGAUACACGAUGGAGUUUAUUCUAAAGAUAUCAUAUUGAUGGGUGAAACUGAAGCACACACAAAGGAAAGUUGCUCAAUUGAGGAGUACUUGAUGGAAAAUGAACCAAAUAAUUUUUGGAGUAAUUUGUUCAAAGAAACUCAUCAUAUCCAUACACCGCAAAAAUCGUCUAGCAGGCUGCAUCGGAGGGUAAAAAUGUCAUUCCGCAACCCUUAUUACUGGUUUGGAAGAUAUGAAGUUGAAAGUGAAAGCGAUACAGAGAAUAUUGAGAAGAAUGUAAUUACUUCAACUUUUGUGAGAACAAAAGUGAGGAGUAAAAGAAAAGCACGCAACAUGACAGGGGCAUCCAAACAUUUUCUUAUACAACAUUCAACACAAUUACCAUAUUCAAUUCCUUCAUUUUCAAGUACAAAUAAUGUUGGUGAAUCCCCUAACAAUCAACCUCCACAACCACAAACUUUACCCAUGAUACCAUCGGUUUCUGAUCAAAAUUCCAUUACUACCCCUCUUGAAACAGAGCUACAAAACAUCAAGAAGGAGCAAGAGCAAGUCACAAAGCUGCAUCAAGAAAAGAAAUCGAUGCUAAAUUCCGAGUGUGAAAAAGAGAUGUUAGAGAUACGGAAAAAGUACGAUGGUUUGAUAGAUGAAUCUGAGAUGUGUCUAACAAAAAAGAUGAAGGUUCUAGAAGGAUAUUAUGAUCUUGUGUAUGCCAAUAAAGUAUUGGCCGAGACUUUGACAAAGGAUUGUGAUGAUUAUCUCAAUAAAGAAAUGAGGGGAGUGAGGAUUGUUGAAAUCCCUGCAUCGACACUUGUACAAUCACAGAACCGAUGUACAACAAGUGGCCAUACUUUGCGUGCUCCAGCUCCUCAUUUAAGAGUAUAA
Messenger RNA from Lactuca virosa, 2793 nucleotides. Lineage: Eukaryota; Viridiplantae; Streptophyta; Magnoliopsida; Asterales; Asteraceae. The record is from the annotation of a GenBank genome assembly.